This is a messenger RNA of Linum trigynum, 2124 nucleotides long. The record is from the annotation of a GenBank genome assembly. NCBI's taxonomy places the organism in Eukaryota, Viridiplantae, Streptophyta, Magnoliopsida, Malpighiales, Linaceae.
CGAAUAAGGUAAACUAAUCCUAGACUUUCUCCCAAACAAUAACUUCCUUAACAAGAAAUAAUAACCAUAAAAAAAAAAUAAAAAAAAAAUAAUAAUAGAAAACAAUUAAUGGCCUUGCGGCCCACAAAAAAUGUGCACGCAUCAAAUUUUGUUUCAAAGGAGCAUAAUGUCGGGACGGGAGUGCCAGUUGCCAAGGGAACUCCCCAACUAAGCAACAUUGCUCGGAUUGCGUCGCAAGCUCGUAACCCUGCUGAAGGGGCUCUAACGAUAGUCGACGUGCCUAUUCGCGAGGCUCGUCUUGGUGAGUUAAAUGGCUCGAGGAAGACGACACCAGUACAGACUAAUGCUUGAUCAAAGGGUAAAGAUCAGGAGAACAGCACCCACCCUAAAGUGAAAGUAAGUCAGCAGCCUUCGUCUAUGAAGGGUAGUAAGGGCGGCCAACUGCCAACACAUGCGAGGCAGCCCCCUGGACCUCACAAUCAGAGUAUAUCAAAGGAGAAGGCCAGGAAUGCCAUUUUGGCGAGUUCGAAUGGGAGGGUUGUAACAUCCUCCAAGGGGUCUCAGUCGCUUUCUUAAUCGACUAGGCCGACUGUCAGGGAAGUCUCUUUCCUGUGUUCUGUUAGUGUUUUGUUCUUACCUUUUCUUUGUGUUGUUAUGAUAAACAUAUUAUUGUGGAACUGCCAAGGGGCAGGAGGAGAUAUGUUCAUUGAGUAUUUGUCUACUUUUGUAGGGGCCAACAAGCCUCAUAUGGUCAUUGUUGUGGAACCUCAAAUCAGUGGUGACGUAGCACGCAGAGUUAUCUCACGCACUGGUUUCGAUGGCGUGUUGCUGGUUGAUGCAGUGGGUUUCUCUAGAGGCAUCUAGGUGCUAUGGAGGGAGCAGGAUCUUCUUGUCACAUCUGUAUAUGAGUGGAGUCAUAUGAUUCAUAUGCGAUGUGCCAAUAGGUCAGCCUCACGAAUAGAAAUCAUGAUAUCUGCAGUCUAUGGAAGUUCGAAUGCAACUGAUCGGCGAGACCUCUGGCAGGAGAUCACGAGAUUGGCCGACUCUACGGAUUUUCCAUGGUGUUUAAUUGGAGAUUUUAAUGCGAUUCUUGGCCCGACGGAUAGAGUGGGUGGGUCUGUCUAUAACGAAGCUCGUUCAAGGCCAUUCCGGGAUUGUGUGGAUAACGCUCGACUUUUUGAUGUCCAUUUCUCAGGUCCUCAAUUUACUUGACAAAGACGUACGCUUUAUCUGCAUCUUGAUCGAGCACUAUGUAAUGGGCAGUGGCUCUUGAAGUACCCGCAGUCUAUAGUCAAACACCUAGCACGCGUAGGCUGAGAUCACCGGGCCAUCGUCCUCCAAGCAGUGCCCCUGAUUCGCCCUGAAAGGGAAAGCCCAUUUAGAUUCAUUGCAGCGUGGAUUGGCCAUGAAGAUUUUCCUCGGGUGCUUGAUGAGGCUCUGAGUAAGUCCACCGAACUGCCCCAGCAGCUAUCGGGUCUCACAGAGGAACUAAAAGGAUGGAACAGAGAGGUGUUUGGGCACAUACACCAAAGAAAACGGAGAUUAGCUGCUCACAUGCGGAGGGUGGAAAUGAGAAAUGAACGAGGAGCUUCGAACGAAGACAUUGAUGAGGAACAUAAGUUGCGGGCAGACCUGGAAGACACACUUUGGCAGGAGCAUCUGCUAUGGGUCCAGAAGUCACGCGGCUCAUGGGUGGUGGGAGGUGACCGAAAUACUAGAUAUUUCCACCCGUGUACGCUUAAACGCAGAAGAUUCAAUAGGGUGACGUCUUUAAGGGAAGAGGGUGGCGAGUUAAUCGACGAUGCAUAUUUUUUAAAAGCCCACGUUCGGGAUUUCUAUGCGGCUCUUUUCACUGAUGAGUUUGGCGCUGCUCCUCAACUUCCAGCCAUGUUUGAAGCAAUUGGUGUGGAGCUUCACCCCUCUCUUUGGCUGACCUCUCCCGUGAUGAGUUGUGGAGAGCUCUCCAGGAGAUGGGAGGCCUGAAAGCCCCGGGGUGUGAUGGCUACCCGACAAAUUUUUCCAACAGUCCUGGGGUAAAAUGGCAGAAACCUUCUCGACAUAUGUUGGCGAUUGUUUCAGGAACCCGAGACAGAUCACUUUGAUUAAUAAGACGCUUCUAGUCCU